Molecule: messenger RNA, 2095 nt
Organism: Glycine soja
Lineage: Eukaryota; Viridiplantae; Streptophyta; Magnoliopsida; Fabales; Fabaceae
Product: polygalacturonase At1g48100-like
Exons: 6
Coding region: 432-1820 (462 amino acids)
Biological process (GO): carbohydrate metabolic process
Molecular function (GO): polygalacturonase activity
Source: RefSeq, a predicted model, not a curated record
AAGGAAGGCCAAUGCUAUGACUUAUUUGUCGUUUCCCACUCCGAAAACCUUUUAAAAAUUUGGAAACGUGAAGAUGAAACUUUAGCAGACCAUCCACUAUGAUUUGUUAUUAUAUAUAGUAACAUAAGCUUUUUCGAUUCUGCAUGCACUCCAAAGGCCAAACUCAGUUAAACUUAUUGCAACUUGUGUUCUAGUGCUCAUAGUGGUCACUGCUUUCUUUCUACUUCCCAAAACUCAGGGUCUAAUUAGUCAACAAUGAGAAAGUACUGAUUAUAUUCUCUUAGUUGUUGGCAGUGACUAAACCAAUUGGUCUCAGGUUUUCUAAGUUUUAGAUAGUAGACACUAGUAAUAGAUUUCUUCUCUUUCUUAGUCUCUUUUGCUUCAACUAGUUUUUCUUUUCUUUUUCAAUCCCUGAUAGAAAAUUUUUCAGAAUGAAGCAUUCUCACAUUUUACCACUAGCAUCCUGUAUCUUUUUCCUUACUUUAGUUAUUCUCGUCCAAGCUAGGCAUCAUUCUCAUCAUGCAAAACACAAGCACUCACAUCCUCAUAAAUCUUCUAAAACUCCAAAGCCUGCACCACCUCCUAGCCCUCCACAUAAUCAGAACUAUAACAAUGCCUCUGGCAUUUUCGAUUUACGAAAAUUUGGAGCAAUAGGAGAUGGAGAAACAGAUGAUACAGAGUCAUUCAAGAUGGCAUGGGACAGUGCUUGCCAAAGUGAAUCAGCAGUUAAUGUUAUCCUUGUACCCCAAGGUUUCUCCUUUCUUGUUCAGUCCACUAUCUUCACUGGUCCUUGUCAAGGUGUCUUGGAGUUGAAGGUUGAUGGAACUCUUAUGCCACCUGAUGGACCUGAAUCUUGGCCUAAGAACAACAGUAGGCACCAAUGGCUGGUCUUUUACCGAAUCAAUGGAAUGUCACUGGAAGGAAGUGGUUUAAUAGAUGGGAGAGGAGAAAAAUGGUGGGACCUUCCCUGUAAGCCUCACAAGGGACCUCAUGGGACAACACUCCCAGGACCUUGUGAUAGCCCAAUUGCCAUAAGGUUUUUCAUGAGUUCCAACUUGACUGUGCAAGGACUUAGGAUAAAGAACAGUCCCCAGUUCCAUUUCAGAUUUGAUGGCUGCAAAAACGUCCAUAUAGAAUCAAUCUACAUAACAGCUCCAAAACUAAGCCCCAACACUGAUGGAAUUCACAUAGAAAAUACCAAUGACGUGAAAAUAUACAAUUCUGUUAUUUCUAAUGGUGAUGACUGUGUAUCCAUUGGAUCCGGUUGCAAUGAUGUCGAUAUUAAGAACAUUACAUGUGGACCUGGUCAUGGAAUUAGCAUUGGUAGUCUGGGAAAUCACAACUCUCGAGCCUGUGUUUCAAACAUUAUGGUGAGAGACUCCUUCAUAAAAGUGACAGAUAAUGGGGUUAGGAUCAAGACUUGGCAAGGUGGAUCAGGAUCAGUAUCUGGAGUGACAUUCAGCAAUAUCCACAUGGUUAGUGUAAGAAAUCCCAUCAUAAUUGACCAGUUCUACUGCCUCACUAAGGAGUGCACCAACAAGAGCUCUGCAGUAUCUGUUUCAAAUAUUAUUUACACAAACAUAAAGGGCACUUAUGAUAUAAGGAGCCCCCCCAUGCGUUUUGCUUGUAGUGACUCUGUUCCAUGCACCAACUUAACACUCUCGGAUAUUGAGCUUCUUCCUUCUCAAGGAGAUAUAGUGCAUGACCCUUUCUGUUGGAAUGCUUAUGGAGAUUUGGAGACACUAACCAUUCCACCGGUUUCUUGCUUGCUUGAGGGCACUCCUCAGUUAGUGUUAGACUAUGACAUAACUCGUUGCUGACCCACUAGAGCAAACAAUGUGCGCAUGUAUAUAAUUAAUUAUUAGCUAGCUAGGGAAGUGAUUCAUUAGGCCAUUAGGGAAAAUAUAUAGCAUGAUGUUGAAUCUAACUAUGUUAUAUGAUGAUUGUUGAGGAGUUGUGUUUUUUAUACUCCUUCCUAAUUGUAGACUAUAUAUGUUGCGUGAUUAUUCAGGAUAAGAAUUGACGUUUGAAGUACUUAAUUGCUUGAUCCAUUGCUUGUAUCUUAACAGUGAAUGAUGAGCUCAAAGUUGCGACC